GCAUCCAAUAAGAGAGUACUACUAUUAUUAUUAUUAGAUAAAAGAAGAUGGUGAAGUGCAAUAGUAUGCCUAUGAUAGCCGUGAUUGCGGUGUUGAUGCUAGUAUGUGCAAAGUGCACACAAGCUGCUUUCAGCGAUUGCUACAAUGAAUGCGUUGAAGGUUGUCCAAUUUUGGGCAAAAGGAGAGCUAGGUGCAUUGCAGAUUGCAUUUUCCAGUGCAAAGCCAAGCAAGCUAACUCUUGCAACGUCCAUUGUACUACUAAUCGCUGCACCAGGUUCGGAAAAGAUGCUAACAAAGUGGAGGCUUGCUUCAAUGUUUGUGACCAGAGUAGUUGCUAGUAUCCCAUACUUCUUUUAUUAUCCCAUUUCUUUCAAGAUUUGUGAAUUUGCUUUAUUUUAUUAUCUAUGUAAUGAUUG
Molecule: messenger RNA, 416 nt
Organism: Salvia hispanica
Lineage: Eukaryota; Viridiplantae; Streptophyta; Magnoliopsida; Lamiales; Lamiaceae
Source: RefSeq, a predicted model, not a curated record